GAGGCGAUCACCCACGGCAGUGAGGAGAGGCAUCAGCUGAGACAGGACCUGGCGGAGGCGCAGCAGAAGCUGGACCUGCUCAAGGACAUGCAGAGACAGAUGACCGCCUCGGGGGCCGUGCCUCCUGGGAGACUCAGUCCUCGCCCACAAGACGCGAGUUCCCCGUCGGACUCCGGAGUGGACUCUGACAUUCCGGGCAUCAUGAGCGCCCUCAGCUCCACACAGCAGCAGAUUGUGCGACAGCAGGAACAGCAGUCACAGCAGCGACAACAGCAGCAGCAGCAGUCUGAGGGCGCGGAGAAGGCUGGGGAGUUGUUGGAGGCAGGCCGGGGGCUUGUCGGGAGUGGCUCCGCAGAGGAGGAGGGGAAGACGAGGAAAGAGGAGGAGGAGAAGAAGAGGAAAGAGGAGGAGGAGGAGGAGGGAGCAGAUUUUGUCUUAGCCCCGGAGGAGCUGCGGUGUGCGGAGGUGUCGCCGGGGAACGAGCCCCGGCCUGUGUCCUCAGGGGAGAGGUUCGAGCCCGGAGUGCUGCAGGAGGCGACGGUGAGCCAGCUAGAGGAGAGCGUGCUGGACCUGAGCGAGCAGGACGGGAGCCACCUACUGCGCGACCUGACAUCCGUGACCUCCGUGACCCCAGCCUCCUCCUCCUCGCAGGACCAGGUGAUCGAGGUGGCGGCCGCGGAAGAGGACGAUGACGACGACGACAACAACGAGGUGUCGGUGGCCGACCUGCCUCUGCCCGACGUGGUGAGUCUCGGGGCGGAGGAGGAGGCGGGCCGCUCGCUGACGGAGAUGUUAGCCAACGUGGAGCUGGAGGACAGCGAGGUAGACAGUGACGACAACGACACGCUCACCUCUAGGACGUCCCAGCAGGACUACUCGGGCCUGGCCACCACGGUGGAGGACAUCGCCGGCGAGAGGGAGGAGGAGGAGCAGCGGCGUCGCCCCAGCAACCAGGGCGAGGAGGAAGAGGAGGGGGAGGAGGAGGAUCGGAGGACGCUCCGCGGGAGUGUUGAUGAUAAUGACAAUGAGAGCCUACGCAAAAAUUCCUACCCGUCCCCAGUGGCCCCAGGCGGGCCAAACCUAGCCAUGGAGGAUGUGGAGGGGGAGGUGGGGAGCCUGGUCUUCCACACAGACCAGGGGGCCGGGGGCGACGGGCUGGACACAAUGUCAAGGUCGUCCUCGGUGGACCCGGAGAAGCCCAAGAUCGAGCUGGACUGCGACAACACGGAACCCAUUGAUGUCUAGCGGGAGGAGGAUGAGGCGAGGGGGGAGGGCGGGGGAGAGGCCUUCUGGUCUCUCUCUCUCUCUCUCUCUCCCUCCCUCCCUUUCUUUCACUCUCAUCUCUGCGUCUGUUCUCGUCUCGUGGUCGGCGGUCACACCCACCCGCCCGCCACC
Messenger RNA from Aplysia californica (California sea hare), 1395 nucleotides. Its product is annotated as rho guanine nucleotide exchange factor 11. NCBI's taxonomy places the organism in Eukaryota, Metazoa, Mollusca, Gastropoda, Aplysiida, Aplysiidae. Gene Ontology annotation, cellular component: cytoplasm. Gene Ontology annotation, biological process: G protein-coupled receptor signaling pathway. Gene Ontology annotation, molecular function: guanyl-nucleotide exchange factor activity; G protein-coupled receptor binding. The record is from RefSeq and is a predicted model, not a curated record.